Molecule: messenger RNA, 1673 nt
Organism: Chiloscyllium plagiosum (whitespotted bambooshark)
Lineage: Eukaryota; Metazoa; Chordata; Chondrichthyes; Orectolobiformes; Hemiscylliidae
Source: RefSeq, a predicted model, not a curated record
GUCCAGCCGGUUUCGGAGCACAGGACAUUCGUUCCGAGGAGGCUGAGCUGCUGAAGACGGACGGCGCCAUGGCUUCCGAGUCCGAGCUGGCGUGUAUCUACAGCGCGCUGAUCCUGUUCGACGAUGAGGUGUCCAUCACCGAGGACAAGCUGAAUGCUUUGAUCAAAGCGGCAGGAGUUACAGUGGAACCGUUCUGGCCAAGUCUGUUUGCAAAGGCUCUGAGCAAUGUGAACAUCGCGAACCUGAUCUGUAACAUUGGGGCUGGAGGCCCUUUAGCCCUGGGUACAUCCACCUCGGGUGGGACAGCAGCAGCUGGGGGCGCUACAGCAGCUGCUGACGCUGAAGAGAAGAAGGCUGAGGUUAAGGAGGAAUCGGACGAAUCUGAUGAAGACAUGGGGUUUGGGCUGUUUGAUGAUUAGUCUGUGUAAUCCUUGCACGCGUUUUUCUUGAAGAGCUUCCUAUAACUAGCAAGAGAAACAACCAACCCCCAUGCCAGAAUAGAGCUUACAAAAUGGAUGGAAAAGGUGAAGGGAGGCACAUUUAGUAAUUUCCUGGAUAAAUUAGUGUCCAGUUGGAUUUAAUCUUCAAUUAACUAAAUAACUUUGUAUGAGGCAUUCCAAGUUCCAUUUGAGACCCAUCUGAAAUUAGUCUCGACCCUCUACUGGUACAUCUUAGCUUGCUCCCUGUAACAAUCACACCGUGUAUCUACACUGACCUAAGUCAGCCUUGGCUGUGAUUUGGGAGUUGGAACUUCCUGUUUCUGCUUGUGUCUCUUGCACUACUGACCUGCUGUCACAUGUAACCUCUGACAUCAACUUCCUCAAAACCAGUGAAUAUAACUUCCCUCGCCCCACCUCCGCAUUUUGAAAUAAUGCUGGAGAUUGGGACAUUGGGGUUUUAGAUUGAGAGAGGGGUAGAGGGGGGGAUGCAGAGACAGUAUAGUAUAAUACCAUCCCUCCACUGUCACCCCGCAAAAUGCACUAUUCCACAGUCAGAGCAUCUGGGGCAGUGUAAGCUGCACCAUUUUAUUAUAAAUUCCACUGCUUGAGCUUUUAUAUAAUUUUAUUGUUCUUAAGACCUUAAAUUAAUUUAUAAUAGUAAUAUAAGGUGGCUUCCAUUUGAAAAUGUUGCACUGAAAAUGCCUGCUUGAUGCACCAUCUUGAACUAUAUCCUUGCACCUAUCUAUAAGGAAGCAAGGGGCACUUUGCAUUCUUUUUCUGAUGUUGCACUUACGAACUUAAAAUCACUGUGGUUUACCUUUUUAUUCCUUAAAUGACAUCGUUGCCUGCAGAAGCAUCUCCUGGGAGGUUCUGCCAGCUUUUACAAAGCUCCGGUACAAACCAUCUCUCAGCACCUGUUCUAAACAUUGCUGCACUUUAUUCUCACACUCUCACCCAUUCCAGGGGUGGAACCCUUUCAAAUAUAAUUCCAAGAAAUAGUAAGUAUGUCUCCUUUUGAAAGGUAAAAAUUGUUCAGUUUUGGAAAUUAGGUGAAAGAUGUUGUUGUAAUAUUUUCUAUUGUGCUCAUGGUCUCCCGAAUGUAAGGAAUUGAAUCCAAGUGUUGUUGCUGAAAAUGUGUGCGAUCCUGUAUUACAAAUGUGUAUGGGAAUAAAAGAGCUACAAUAAUUUUAAAUGUAUCUUGCUUUUGGUCUUAGUAAAAAGAUAAUUCAAUGA